Molecule: messenger RNA, 7884 nt
Organism: Acytostelium subglobosum LB1
Lineage: Eukaryota; Evosea; Eumycetozoa; Acytosteliales; Acytosteliaceae
Exons: 4
Coding region: 1-7884 (2627 amino acids)
Biological process (GO): regulation of translation; cellular response to amino acid starvation
Cellular component (GO): cytosol
Molecular function (GO): protein kinase regulator activity
Source: RefSeq, a predicted model, not a curated record
AUGAACUCGGCUGUUGCCGACACUACUACUGCUGGUCAAUAUGUGGACUAUGACACACAGCACCAUGCAAGCAUUACAGCAGCGUCACUAAAGGAGCGAAAGGCUGCACUGGCAGACAUUGCCAAGGAGGACAACAACGACGUCUCGGCAUCACAGCAGCAGCAGCUGUUGCAACACAUUGACGCCUACUUUGAGACACUGCUCGUCUAUUCAGACUCGUGCUCUGUUCGUUUGGUGGUCGAGUCCAUGUCGGCGGCGUUUGCGCGCGCCCCUGCCGACCUCAAGCCAAUGAUGAUCGAGCACUUCCUGCGCAAGCUGGCCGUCACCGCCAAGCAGAUCAAGCCAGCCCUGCAGCCACGCUACCUGGCUCAGAACACCCUACUCAAAUGGACAAUGACGCUGUUGCAGCAGAGCAAGGAUCACUUUACUGCCACACCCGCAUCCCUUGCCUCCCUGAUCAACAUUCAAUCUUCACUCAUCGUGGAUCUGUCUUCGACUCAAUUGCACUUUGCUCAGUCUACAUUCAAGCAUUACUUUGAACUCGACAGAUCAUUGACCGAAAUCUACAUCAACUACCUCAAGUCUAUUGGAGAGGCAGCUCAAAGCCCAUCGACACUCUACUUCUAUGGAUACCUGUUGGCGACACUCGACUCGAAAGCCAUCGCUGCAUCAAAGGACUUUUAUCUCUCAUAUUACAACAAGGUAGUGCUGUCGUCCACGACACCCAUCGCCAUCGAUCGUCAUCGCUUGUUUGUUCCCCUGUUCAAGCUGAUCGAUCUCAACGACUUCACGACGGUGCUACUGCCCACCAUUGGCAGAUUCAUCAAGAGAGCCCAGGAGGAGAUCGCCACUGUCACUGCAUUGAUUCUCGAGAGCGUUAGUUUCGAUCUCUCGACCUUGACCAAGAGCCACCUCAUCCCAAUGUUGGCGCCCAUCCUCCAAGUGGCCAACAUCAACAAGAAGCUCGUCAAGAGCAGCUUUGCCCUCAUUGUCUCCAAGACCCAAGAUGCCAAGGCUCUUCAAUCAUCCCUUGAUGAGCUGUUCAAGCCACUUUCAACUCCUGGUAACAUAGGUGUCAAACUCAAUGCUCUCUAUGCCCUCAGAUCAAUUGUAAAUAGCAGCAACAACCAAUACAAUACCAACGAGAAGCUGUCCAUUGCCAAGGCUGUCGUCACUCCAGUGACCACCUACCUUGAGAAAGAAAUUACAAAGACAAACAGGAUUAAUGGAUUCAAAUUGGUUGGAAGUUGUUUGCAAUCGAUUGACCUGCUCUCGGACAACCUGAUAAAGUUGAUCACAAACAGUUUGAAGAGUGACGAAGAUGCCACAAAGGCCACGACAAUCCUUGCAUUGGCCAGAGCGUUCACACAGAGCGGCACAGCAGACGACAAGCUGUUUGAGAAGAAGUACACCCAGAUCAACACUUUCAGCGAGUCGAUCAAUGCCAUCCUGAAGAACAUCAAAAACGCCGUCACAUGUGACACUGCGACCACCGCCGCCGCCCUCAAGUACCAGCUGGUGCUGGCCACCAAGGCUCCAGCAUCAAUCGGUGGAAAGCUGCAAUCAGACAAGCAGUUCGCCCUGCUGUUGUUCAGCAACACAUCGUUCGUGCACCAGGCCAACUAUCUGAAUCGCACCAACAAGACAGACGAGGUGGCCGCACUCCUGGCGGACAUUGUUCGUGUCCUGAAACCAAUGAACGCCAAGGCUAACGAGCGCAGCGUUUACGCAUCGCUGGUUCAGCUGCUGCUCCACCCAUCGUGGCACUGUCGCAAGGCUGCCUCGCAGACCAUCCACAAGCUGCACAGCGAACAACCCGAUCUGACCAAUCAGUUGUUUGUCGAGUUUGUCAAGAUCCUCGACAGCCACUCGCAGACCCCAACUGUACUGUCCACGGACGUAUACUCAUCGGCACUCAAGGCCACCCUGUCCAAGACCUUUGACCAGAAGAACUACCCAUCACUGGCCCUGGUCUCCAAUCAUCCAUUCGUUGGUCACUGCUGGAGAGCCUGUCUGACGAUCAUUGGUACGACAUCACGUGAGCUCCUGCAGGCACAACACGAGCAGUUGACACGCAACAUCGUUCAUUACCUGUUCACCCACGGUCUGCACAACAGGAAGCUGCCCAUCUACCAACAAGCAUUCAAGUCGGCCAUGAAGGAGUUCUCUCGUGUCAAGUCAGCUAUGAUUGUGGAGAACAGCAUUGGUCACUUUGCCAAGUCCCUGUCGUCCGUAGCCAUCACCGGCCUGACACCCAUGCAGCUGGCCAUCCACGCCAGCGAGGAGGGCGUGCUCUACCUCGACAAGCAAGUGGUCGACGAAGAGAAGCGUCGCGAGGAGGAGCGCAUUGCCUCAGAGACACGUCGUGGCAAGGCACCCAAGAAGAAGACGGCUGAGGAGGAGAAGGAGGAGGCCCUGCGUCGCAAGCAAGAGGAAAAGAAGAAGAAGGAGAGUGGCGAGCUGGAGCGACAAGAGAAGGAGCGCCAACGCCAGAUCGCCGAGCAGUCGGCCAUCCGUAGCGACAUCAACAUGACCAUCGCCAUCUACCACACAGCACUCGAGACCAUCUCUGAGAUGGCCUUGGCAUCGCCUCUGUUCGCUGGUGAGUAUCUCUCGAUCCUCUACCUGCCCGUGCUCGAGCUCUUCAAGAACAACUACACACACGAGGCUGCAAUGAACACGUACAAGACAUUGACAGUGAUGGCGCCCGCAAGUGCCAAGCUCAGCCUGUACUACGCUACGAUGGUCACAUACCUGAUCAGCAACAUCUAUGCCACGCCCGUGCUGUCAGAUCUUCAGAUCCUGUCCUCGCAGCAAAAGGUGCUGACACACGUCCGCGACAUCACCAAGACUGAGCCGCUGCCCGCCAGCGCGUUCAACUUCUUCUGGCCACUGGUCAAGAACGGCCUGGAGAAGACCGUCUCGUACACCAUGCAGGAGCUGUCGAUGGAGAUCAUCGAGAAGCACACAUCGCAAGGCCAGCCGUUCCCAAGAGGAUCAAUGAUCGCAUCGCUCAUCAUUGUCGUAGCCACAUGCACUCGUCUGGAGACCCAGGCGCGUGCCUCCAUCUUCCAGAUCAUCAGCGGUGUUGAGGAGUCUGACGUUGGUGAGCUCAUGGACGGUCUGAUCUCCCAGCACCAUCAGGUGCGCUUGAUCUGUCUGCAGGCGCUCGAGAAGAUCCCAUCGAUCUUCACGCCAUCCUUCCAAUGGGAGGACAGCUACGUUGGCAAGCUCUGGUUCGCAAGGUCCGACCCCGACGCAACCACAUCGGCACUGGCUGACAAACUCUGGAACUCAAGCAACCAGGCCCCACCCGUCAACCGUUACAUCGAACUGCUCAAGGACUCAACAUACAGCUCGCACGACGAGGUCAGAAAGAUCAAUGCACAAGCACUGAGAGCAGCGGCCGCACUCGACACUGCCACCAUUCGCAGCUACGCCAUCGAUCACCUCAUCCUGACAUUCGAAUCAAACUCAUCAGCCCUGGUCAAGGAGACCAAGGUCACUGCCAACACUCGUCGAUCAGUUGCCACCGCACUGUCUGGCGUGGGCUCAGCCGUGUCUUCGGCAGACGACCUCAAGAUGCUGUUCCAAUGGCUUAUUGAGACUGGUCUCUACGACACCAAACAGGAUGUCGUCCAAGAGCUCAUUCAGACCGGCAUCAUGAUCAUUGGCGUCCAAGGAUCCAAGUUCUCUGGUGAGCUGCUGCAGAUCUUUGAGGAGUUCCUCGGUCGUCCAGACAGCGGAACGGGCGAUGAGGAUAGCAUCAGAGCGUCAGUCUCUGUGCUCAUGGGAGCUCUUGCCAAGCAUAUGGAGGAUGGAAAUCCAAGGAUCAUUAUCAUCCUGGACAAGUUGAUUGCUGCACUCUCCACCCCAUCCGAGGCCGUACAGGUCACCAUCUCCAAGUGUCUCACUCAGCUGAUGGCCCACUCCAAGAAGCAGGGCGAGCGUCUCAUCCCCAUCCUACUUGAGAACAUCAAGUCGGGUGGAGACUACGCCACACGUCGUGGAAAUGCCUUUGGACUUGGUGGUGCCAUCAAGGGUCUGGGAAUCUCAUCCCUCAAGACCUACAACAUCAUGGUCACCCUGACAUCGUACGUCGAGGACAAGAGACAUCCAGCCUCGCGUCAAGGUUCGCUCUUUGCCUUUGAGUGUCUGUGCAAUAUUCUUGGUCGUGUCUUUGAGCCAUACAUCAUCCAGAUCAUCCCCAAGCUGUUGGUAUGCUUUGGAGACAGUGCCGCCGAUGUCAGAACGGCCACUUCCGAGACUGCACGUGCCAUCAUGUCGCAGCUGUCGGGUCACGGUGUCAAGAUUGUGCUUCCCGCACUGCUCAAGGCCAUCGACGAUAGACAAUGGAGAACCAAGGAGGGUUCGAUCGAGCUGCUCGGUGCCAUGGCCUUCUGUGCGCCCAAGCAGCUGUCAUCAUGUCUGCCCACAAUCGUGCCCAAGCUGACCAACGUGCUCAACGACUCGCACAUCAAGGUGCAGCAGGCUGCAAAGGAGUCUCUGUCGCACAUUGGCUCCGUCAUCAGAAACCCUGAGAUCCAGGUGCACGUGCCCCUGAUCCUCAAGACCUACGACGACCCAGACAUCUACUCGCGCGAGUUGCUUGAGAACCUGCUCAGCACAAACUACAUUCACACAAUCGAUCCAGCAUCACUCUCGCUGAUCAUGCCAAUCUUGGAGCGCACCCUCAAGGAGCGCAGCUCAGAGAUCAAGAAGAUGACCUGUCAGAUCGUUGGUAACCUGUGCUCGCUCACUGAGCCCAAGGAGCUGGUGCCAUACCUUGGCGUCUUGGUGCCAGUGCUCCAAAACGUCCUGGUUGAUCCAAUCCCCGAGGUGCGUGCCAUUUGUGCCCGUGCCCUUGGUCUGUUGGUGCGUGGUAUGGGCGAGGAGUACUUUACCAACCUCGUGCCAUGGAUGCUCGAGACACUCAAGUCCGAGCUGGGUCCAGUCGAGAGAAGUGGUGCCGCCCAAGGUUUGUCUGAGGUGCUGGCCGCUCUGGACAUCUCACGAUUCAACACGCUCAUUGGCGAGCUGCUCACUAUGGCCAACAGCACACGUGCUCAUGUUCGUGAGGGUGUCAUGUCGAUGUUCAUCUUCACACCCAUCUCCUUUGGCCAGGCGUUCCUUCCCUACCUGCCCAAGGUGUUGCCUCAGGUGCUGAAGGGUCUUGCCGACGACUCUGAUCCAGUGCGCGAGGUUUGCAUGCGUUGUGGACAGUCCAUCAUCAAUCAAUAUGCCGUGUCUGGUAUCGAGGUCAUCGUGCCAUCGCUAGAGCGUGUGCUGUUCCACGAGAAUUGGAGAAUCAGACUGUCUUGUGUCACACUGUUUGGCGAUCUGAUGUUCAAGCUUGGUGGUGCAGCCAUCAUGGAGCCCACACCCGAGGUGCAAGCCACCUCCCCCACCACCUCUGGCAAGUCUGGCAAGAAGGACAAGGCAUCAAAGCAAGCUGCCGCCGCCGAGGAGGAGGCCGAAGAGGAGGGCGACACCAUCGCUCAAACCAAGAGCGAGAUUUACAACCUUCUUGGCAAGGAGCGUCUGGACCGCAUUCUCUCAUCGUUGUACAUGAUGCGUUUCGACAACAACAUCUCUGUGCGCCAGAAGGUUCUGCUGAUCUGGAAGUACGUCGUCAACAACACACCAAAGACACUGCGCGAGAUCCUUCCAUCGCUGAUCGAGAUGAUCAUCGCAUCGAUUGGCUCGUCCAACAUCGAGAAGCGCCAGGUUGCCGCCAGAACACUUGGAGACGUCGUCUCAAAGCUUGGCGACCGUAUCCUGCCCGAGAUUCUCCCUAUCCUCGAGCGUGGACUCAACUCGGACGAGUUUGAGACCCGUCAAGGUGUCUGCAUUGGUCUUACUGAGGUUAUCUCAUCGGCUCGUACCCAGCUGCAGCCAUUCCUCAGCUCCGUGGUCACAUGUAUCAGCCGCUCGCUCUGCGAUCCACUCAUUGACGUGCGUGAGGCCUCUGCCAAGGCCUUUGACCAGCUCCACCUCACAUUCGGUUCAAAGGCAAGCAACGACAUCUUGCCAUCGCUCAUUCAGAAGCUGGACAGCAGCAACGCCUCACUGGCAAGCAACGCCCUCGAUGGUCUCCGUCAACUGGUGCUCAUCAAGUCGUCCGUUGUCCUGCCCUUCAUCGUGCCCAAGCUCCUGGUCAAGCCCAUCUCCACUUCAAACGCUCAAGCGCUUGCAUCACUCACUCAGGAGUCUGGUGCAGGUCUGCACACUCACCUGGCCACGAUCAUCCCCGCAAUGAUCGAAGCUUUCUCAAGCCCAAGCGCCACCAACGCCAAGGAGGUCAAGACUGCCGCCGUCUCCAUCUGUCGCUCGAUCGAUGAGGAGGGUCUCGAAGUGCUCAUCCCCUUGUUGCUCGAGGAGAUUGAGUUGCCCCACCCCAACAUACGUCUGGGCGCAUGCGAGCUGAUUGGCGAGUUCUGCAGUGGCACCACUUUGGACCUGGAGGAUUACAUCGAUUCAUUGAUCGUUGGCCUUCUCUCAUUGUUUGUCGACCCAGAGCCCAAGGUUCAGGUUGGCGCCAGCCAGGCAUUGUUGGCCAUCACCAAGACCAUCAAGAAGGAGAACCUGCAAUUCAUUUCCUCUGUCCAAAGCGGAGUACAGAAGCUGGCCGCCGAGGUGGACUCGGACACACAGACCGUUCCAGCCUUCUGCAUCCCCAAGGGAUUGGCACCAGUGUUGCCCAUCCUGCUCAACGGUCUCAGAUACGGUACUGCCGACCAAAGAGAACUGGCUACCAACACCUUGCAUCAGGUCAUCACACUCACAUCUCAGGACGGUGUCAAGGCUUCAGCCAUGGAAAUCACUGGUCCACUGAUCCUCACCAUAGGAGAUAAGUUCCCAUGGGGUGUCAAGGCUGCCAUUCUCCAGACUCUGUCGUUGCUCAUCACCAAGUGUCCAGCAUCGAUGAAGAUCUUCUUGCAUCAACUGCAGCCCACCUUUAUCAAGUCAUUGGCCGAUCCCCACAAGGUUGUGCGAAACAAUGCCGCCACGGCACUCGGUCUGCUCAUGACACUCAGUCCCUCGGUGGACCAGCUGGUCAACUCACUGGUCACAGGCAUAGGUUCCACUGACGCCACCUCUCAGGAGGUCAAACUGAAAGCGCUCCACAACAUCUUUGAGAAGAAGCCAAAGAUUGACCAAGCCAACUUGGAGAAGGCACUUGUGCCUGUAGCCGAGUUCCUGUUCACUCAAUCCGAUGAGCUCAGAUUGCCAGCCGCACAGGUCAUUGGAUCGUCAUCUAAGUGCUUCGCCUCGGUCGAUGCUCUCAGCCUGUUCAUCAAGACCCAUCUGCUGUCUCCAUCCGGUUCGGUGAUGGUUCGCUACGGUAAAUCAUUGGCCAUUGGUGAGAUCAUGAAGGUGUCUGGCAAGGAGAUUGUCUCCAGCCAAACCUCGCCAAUUGCCCAAAUCAUCUCGACCUGCCUCGUCGACCUCAAGGACGAGAAGGCACCCAUCCGUGAAUCAUCAUCACUGCUGGCUGACUACAUUCUCCGUGUGCAACCAACAUACGCCAGUGAACUCAUUCCAGGCCUCUGCGCUCUUAUCACUGACCAAGCCACCGCCGUCGCCAUUGGUGCACUGAACAUUAUCAAGCGUUACUGCAAGGCCCAACCAAGCGCCUCCAGACAGUACCUCUCACUGAUUAUCCCGCCCACCAUGGCCAGACUUCGUGAGAGAAGCAGUCUGCCUCUCAAGCUCGCCUCUGAGAGAGCACUUGUACAUUCACUGCAGAUAUUCCAAGAGAGUGUUGUCAUGGACGACUACAUCAAGACCGUCACUGACCAGGCACUGAUCACCGCUCUGGUCGACUACCACAAGAGAGUGUUGAUGAAGCUGAACCCUGACAGUGACACUGAGCAACAAUAA